CGGGCGAGCGCAGGAUGCUGAGAGCGGCCCCGCGCCCUGGUGCUGCUGCCGCGGGGAAAGGGCCCCCCCGGGGCUGAACGUGGACUCUCCCCUUCCUCUCCCGGGCUCUCGGCGCCUCCCCCGGGCCCUACCCGCCCCCGCCGAGUCACCGCCUCCCACAGGAGUAGCGGCGGCGGCGGGGCUGAGCUGCUGCUCCUCCCCCCGGCCGCGCCGCGCGGCGGAAGAUGGCGUGGGUGCUGAAGAUGGAUGAAGUGAUCGAGUCCGGGCUGGCGCACGAUUUCGAUGCCAGCCUCUCCGGCAUCGGGCAGGAGCUGGGAGCCAGCGCCUACAGCAUGAGUGAUGUUUUGGCACUGCCAAUCUUCAAGCAGGAAGAUUCCAGCCUUCCACCAGAGAGUGAGACCAAACAUCCACCGUUUCAAUACGUUAUGUGUGCUGCAACAUCUCCAGCAGUCAAAUUGCAUGAUGAAACUCUUACUUAUUUGAAUCAAGUUAAAUACAAAUUGCUUGAAUUUACCAACAAUAAAAACCAACAGUUGGAUCAUUUCAUUGGUCUGCAGUUAUAUGAUGAAAGUGGUCUGGGACUGUAUUUUAAUCACUUUUGUAAUGACAUAACUAAAAAGUUACAGAAUAUAACAGCAUGUCUAAUGUUAAAGUUGACUUCUGAUAUCAGUGGGAACUGGUGGGUGCUUAACACUGUAGAAAAUGAGUGCUCACCAUGGCCUGAUACUCCUACGGCAUUUGUAAACAACAGCCCUACCCCAACACCAACUUUUACCUCUGCUCAACAUAGUACCUACAGUGUCCCAGACAGCAAUUCUUCCUCCCCAAAUCAUCAAGGAGAUGGAACUUCUCAAGGGUCUGGAGAUCAACUUCAUCCUUCAGCCACAAUCCAGGAAACUCAGCAGUGGUUACUCAAACAUAGGUUCUCUACCUAUACAAGGCUUUUUUCAAAUUUCUCAGGUGCUGAUUUAUUAAAGCUGACAAGAGAGGACCUGGUACAAAUCUGUGGUCCGGCCGAUGGCAUUCGGCUAUAUAAUGCACUGAAAUCCAGGUCUGUUAGGCCCCGUUUAACAAUCUAUGUCUGCCAGGAGCCAUUGAGGAGCAUACAACUGGAAAGGCAGCAAGAUGCAACCAAUGGUGAUAACAGCAAUGGUGCAAUAUAUGUUUAUCAUGCAAUCUACUUAGAAGAAAUGGCAGCCUCAGAAGUCACUCGCAAGCUUGCUUUGGUGUUUAAUAUUCCUUUGCAUCAGAUUAAUCAGGUUUACAGACAGGGUCCUACUGGUAUCCACAUCCUAGUUAGUGAUCAGAUGGUUCAGAACUUUCAAGAUGAGAGUUGCUUCUUAGUCACCACAAUAAAAGCUGAAAAUGGUGAAGGUUUCCAUAUAAUUCUGAAGUGAUGUCAUAGACAGAGGGGUGUGUGUGCGUGUAUAUAUAUAUAUACUGGACUGAUAUUCCAAUGCAGAAUGAAGUCAUGCUUAAUGACGAUGAAGAACAUCCAAAAACUCUUAGGAUUGGACUUCACCAUAUAAAAUGUUUCAUAUUGAAAACACAAGACCUUUCUAAUGAGCUGUUUGAUAGGUGAACUUUCUUAUCACUGCCAUAGCUAAGUGUCCUCAUAAGAGGUAUAAUGCCAUGACAGCCUAUGUACAGGCAUGGAAGACAAUAUAAGCAAAGGUGCUUGCCCGUUACUGAAAUAAGGCAAAUUAUGGCCAGUAGAUACAGUUUCUAGAAGCAGUACUGCUUAUACUGUGUCCAGUUUGGAGAUGAAUGUAAACUUAUUCUGGGGCAUUUACCUUUCUAUGCCAGUUUGUCUAUUACUUGCUUGUACCUUAUGCUGAUUUUAUUUUUUGAUGUUAGCAGAGCACAUAGUAAGCUGUGUGGAGAUGAGUAGUUAAGAUGAUAGUGAUCAGGUUGUGGGGUCUUUGAGAGUAAAGCUGUCAAAACAGCUUCCCUGUGUAAAUUGUGUAUAAGAGUGUACGUAAGAAAUGUAAAUGCCAGAACAGGAUUUUAAUAAGUCCUAGCCAGAUGCAAUAUAUGCAUGCAGCAAACUGCAUUAUAGACAGUACCUUAUUGAAAGGAUUAACAUAAAUCCUGUGGGGUACGAAGUAAUUGUUUUGCUUUUAACAAAUUUAAUGGAAAAAAAUUGCCUAUGCAUCUUUAAGUUUUAGUUUCUAGUUUCUCUAAGAAGCACUGCUGUGGGGUUUUUUUUUUUUGCUUUUUAAAAUGGUGGGGUUAAAAACAUCAAACUGCCAGUAAUGAUGAUUGAGGGGGGAGGGCGAGAAUUGUGCUAACAGGGAAAUUUGGCAUGAAGGGGCUACAACACAGCUUUAAGUAUUGUCAAUUAUGUUGCUCAAGAAACACUAAAUAUACAAUCACUUAUUCUCUUUAUGGGCAGGUAUCUUGACUUUUUCUGUGAUUUCCUUAUUCUCAGAUUGAUUCUGUACAUUUUUUUUUUUUACACUGCCUCUUCCAUAUGACCAAAUACUUGAUUUUGAAAAAUCUCAUUGCUUAUUUCAAAAGAUGAGUUUUUCCUUGAAAUUGUCAAAUCUAUGGCAGUGAAAUUCAAACAUUUAAUAUUUAAUGUCCACUUAGAGUUUAUGGUAUGAAUUACAUCUCUACCCUGAUAUAACGCAGUCCUCGGGAGAAAAAACAAAAAAAAAAAAAUCACCGUGUUAUAUCAAACUUGCUUUGGCCCCGUUCCCUGACACACACACACACACCCCCGGCACUCAUGGGCAGCGGAGCAGCCUGUUCUGCUCCAGGUGAGCGUGGGAAGGUUGGGGAAAGGAUUGCCCCACCCCCACUGGCAUUUCACUUGUGGUGGGAAACAGUGAUGCAGCCCUAGCCUGCUCAGCUUCCCUUGCCAGGGCCCCCAACAGUGCCCUCCCACAGCUCCUGCCCCCCCUCAGAUCCGUGUGUCAGAGCUUUACCUGCCUUGUAUCACAGUGUGUUAUAUGGGGGUAGUAGUAUAUUAAUUAGGUACUCUGGGGAAGAUUUUUCAAAGACAAAAAAUUCCCCUUUAACUCUCAGUAUCCCCCAUCAAUUUGAAAGUUUUGAAUGCUGUAGUGCGAAAUCAUUUAUAGAGAAAAAACUACUACAGCAUUCAAAAUGCUACUUUGAUAUUAUUUAAUUUCUUCCUUAAAGUGCUUACCAAGAAAGCCUUUCUAAAGGUCUAGCAAUUCUGUGAACUUAAAUGUUUUUCUACACUGAUAAAAUGGAAUUGUGUGGACUUAAGUUUGAGUUUCUUCUGCCUGUAAAUUGUUCAUCUUUUGGUAUUGGUUGAGUCUUAAUAGUUUAUUGAACUGACAAUUGUCAUUUUGCCUCAGCACAAUUUUCAAAUCCCAAAUGUUUUAUAAAAGUGGAAAAAUCCUUGAUUGGAAAGUAUCCAACUAGUGAUCUCAUUUUAAAGGAACUGUAUAGUCAUUUGUGCAGCUCACUUGAAAUUGGAAUUAAAUUAUGGCACCAGCAAAUGGCUUUUGUUUUAAGAUGUACACAUUUCAAUUUAUGUAUAAUAAAUGUUUUUCAAUAAUUUUGUAAA
Gopherus flavomarginatus (Mexican gopher tortoise) is the source of this 3538-nucleotide messenger RNA. RefSeq names its product upstream binding protein 1 (gene UBP1). The record is from RefSeq and is a predicted model, not a curated record. The transcript has 11 exons. Gene Ontology annotation, biological process: regulation of transcription by RNA polymerase II. NCBI's taxonomy places the organism in Eukaryota, Metazoa, Chordata, Testudines, Testudinidae. Gene Ontology annotation, cellular component: nucleus. The coding region runs from base 225 to 1397 and encodes 390 amino acids. Gene Ontology annotation, molecular function: DNA-binding transcription activator activity, RNA polymerase II-specific; RNA polymerase II cis-regulatory region sequence-specific DNA binding.